GGCGAGUUGAAGAGUUUUAUGAAUUUAUGAAAGAAACUGCAGCGCAUACUACCAAGCGUAUAAGUGAGCAUUCGUAUCAACCUGUGGGAAAAAGAAUCAUGUGUAUGCUAUGCCUGCAAAUUCAGAAAGCCUUUCUCGGUUUGCAUCUUAUGAAAAUAGAUGGGUAGCAAUUGGUGAUAGUGCCGUUUCUUUUGAUUCACUCUCAUCUCAAGGGAUGCUCACUGCUCUAUAUAGCGCGAAACUUGGUAGCUAUAUUUUUUCAGUACUUUAACGCCAAGAAGGCACAAAACAAAUAAGUAACUGUUCAACCAUUA
This is a messenger RNA of Rhizophagus irregularis DAOM 181602=DAOM 197198, 314 nucleotides long. The record is from RefSeq and is a predicted model, not a curated record. Lineage: Eukaryota; Fungi; Glomeromycota; Glomeromycetes; Glomerales; Glomeraceae.